Messenger RNA from Dovyalis caffra, 627 nucleotides. NCBI's taxonomy places the organism in Eukaryota, Viridiplantae, Streptophyta, Magnoliopsida, Malpighiales, Salicaceae. The record is from the annotation of a GenBank genome assembly.
AUGAGGAAACCUUGUUGUAAUAAACAAGACACAAACAAAGGAGCUUGGUCUAAGCAAGAAGACCAGAAACUCGUUGAUUACAUUACAAAACAUGGCGAAGGUUGUUGGCGUUCUCUUCCUGAGGCUGCAGGUUUACUUCGUUGUGGCAAAAGUUGUAGGCUAAGAUGGAUAAACUAUCUUAGACCAGACCUUAAAAGAGGCAACUUUGCUGAAGAUGAAGAAGAUCUCAUCAUCAAGCUUCAUGCACUCCUAGGAAACCGGUGGUCAUUAAUAGCUGGAAGAUUGCCUGGACGAACAGACAAUGAAGUGAAGAACUACUGGAAUUCUCAUUUAAGGAGAAAGCUUAUAAACAUGGGGAUCGAUCCAAAUAAUCAUCGUUUGAAACAGAAUCUCCUACGCCCUCAUAACCCUCCAAAUCCUGCUAGUGCAACAUCAACUGGAUUGAAAAUUCAGACCAUACAACAGCCAACAAAGCCUCCCGUUGAUAAUGAGCAAACAUCGGAUGCCGGAAGUUGCUUAGAGGAUGAUCAAUGUGCCUUGCCUGACCUAAACCUUGACCUCACAAUGAGCGUUCGUUCUCCUUCAAUUGCCCAUGUUGAAGGGAAUCCAAAGCAUUAUGAGUCUUAA